This is a messenger RNA of Danaus plexippus (monarch butterfly), 1246 nucleotides long. RefSeq names its product chromobox protein homolog 1-like. Gene Ontology annotation, cellular component: pericentric heterochromatin; nucleus. Gene Ontology annotation, molecular function: chromatin binding. The record is from RefSeq and is a predicted model, not a curated record. Gene Ontology annotation, biological process: negative regulation of transcription by RNA polymerase II; chromatin organization. Lineage: Eukaryota; Metazoa; Arthropoda; Insecta; Lepidoptera; Nymphalidae. The coding region runs from base 120 to 692 and encodes 190 amino acids. The transcript is spliced from 5 exons.
AUACGAAUAUUUACAAGCGGCGGGCGCACCAUUUUCUUAACACUUAACGUUUAUUAUUACUAAUUAUAUUGAUAGUUAUUUCAAGAAUAUCCUUAUUGUUUAAAUUUUUUUUAAAUACGAUGGGCAAAGAUAAAAAGGAUGAGACCAGUGAGGGUUCAAGUGAAGAAGAAUAUGUUGUUGAAAAAGUCUUGAAUAAAAGAACUGUCAAGGGAAAGGUCCAAUAUCUUUUAAAGUGGAAGGGCUACAAAGAAGAGGAAAGCACUUGGGAACCGGAGGAACAUUUAGACUGUGAAGAACUCAUAAAGGCCUUUGAAAAUAGCAGGAAAGAAAAAGAGGUGAAGGCAAAAAAAUCGGAGGAACGAAGUAAAAAGCGUCGUCGUGAUUCAAGUGACGAUACAAGCACAACGGGAAAGAUACGUGAGGCCAGUGUGUCUUCGGUUGAGGAACAGAAAGAGGCACGCAAGGAGAAGAAAGAUGAUAAAAAUAAAUCUGGCUUUGAAAAAGGCUUGAAAGCUGAGAAAAUUAUCGGAGCAUCUGAUGCCACCGGUGAACUAAUGUUUUUAAUAAAAUGGGCCGACUCUGACGAAGCUGAAUUAGUCCCUUCAAAAGUUGCUAACAUUAAGUGUCCCCAACAGGUUAUAGCAUUUUAUGAAGAGCGACUGACAUGGCACAGUCCAGCCGAGUCGGAGUGAAUGAGGACAUGCCCAUGUCAACGUUCAGAGACUAUGUGAAGUGGCUCACUAGUGAGGAAAUGAUUUUGGCAUGAAAUGUUAAGUGUAACUAUUGACUAUUGGAACAUAAGAAGUUAUGUUUUUGAAGCUUAUAGUUUAAAUGAAUUCCCUGUUACGUAUUUUAAUUAUUUGUUUUUUACUUUUGCCCCCUUUUGAUUGAAUUAUCCAGUUAUUUUAUUUUUAACAUUUAGACUAAAUUGUAACAAUAGAAAAUGUUGUUAUAUCUUUGCGUAGGAAAUAAUAUAGACCAAUGCAUAGAUAAAAGUCAGUGUUGUUUGUGCCGCAAAAGCUGUAUUUUGUUCUCGGUGGAGGCGCUGGUGGACUCUUGAAUAUUGACCUUGUUUCAUAACAUAACAUAGCAUAGUUUAUUUGUGAAUGGUUUUAAUGGACUCGGUCGCCCGCCGCCGCUUUCACUCGGGACCUACACUAUUAAAAAUUUUGUUUACAUAAUUCAAUAUUGAAGAAACGAGGUUACGAUAAUUCAAAAAUAUUAAAUUAUAAUGGUGGUAUUGAGA